AUGCCCAUUGCACGCUCCCAUUCUGAGAGUGUCAUUAUGGAUUUUUCAAAGAAGGAUGCUACGCGACUCGCCCAAACCUCUGCGUCAAACUCGGACAUCGAAGACGGAGUCAUCGCCACGACUUAUGAGGUCAAACGCGACCUUGGGCGUCGCCAUAUCAAUAUGAUUGCGAUAGCUGGAAUGAUUGGUACGGGACUAUUCUUGGCAUCCGGUCAGGCAAUCGCUACUGCCGGACCAGUCGGCGCUCUCCUCGCAUACCUAUGCAUGGGCUUGAUCGCUUGCGGUGUCGCUCUGUCUGCAGGAGAGAUGUCGGCUUUCAUGCCCGUUACCGGAGGUUUCGUUCGCCAUGCCACAAGAUUCGUGCAGCCUGCACUCGGCAUCGCCACAGGAUGGAACUUCUGGUACACCAUGGCAAUUACAGCGCCAGCUGAGCUCGCCGCUGCGGCAACUUUGAUCAACUUCUGGAACGACAGCAUUAACCCUGCCAUCUGGUACUCGGUUUUCAUCGUUAUUAUUGUGGUUAUUAAUUUCUGCGGCGUGAGGGUUUAUGGCGAGACCGAAGUCUUUUUUGCAGCUCUCAAGAUCCUUCUUAUUUUAGGUCUCAUUAUUGCCGGCCUAGUAGUUGACCUUGGAGGGUCUCCUAGUGGAGACCGAAUCGGCUUUCGAUACUGGAAGAACCCCGGUCCUUUCAAGGAAUACAUCGUUCCAGGUAACACUGGCAAAUUUCUUGGAUUUUGGAGCUCCUUGAUCUCUGCGGCUUACAGCUACGCCAAUAUCCAGGUGGUCGCCAUAGCUGGCGCCGAGACAAAAAACCCAAGAGUCAUCAUCCCAAACGCAAUACGUAUGACUUUCUGGCGGGUACUCAUCUUCUAUGUCGUCAGCAUCCUUAUUGUUGGCAUGCUUGUAUCGUCGGACGACCCGAACCUUGGUAUCUCUACUGGUGAUGCUCAGCAGAGUCCUUUCGUCAUCGCAUUUCAGCGCGCUGGUAUCAAUGUCUUGCCUUCGAUCAUCAACGCCAUAGUAUGCACUUCAGCCUUCAGCUGUGGCUCUGCAUGCGUCUUCCUUGCAUCACGUACCCUGUACGGUCUAGCAGAAGAUGGACAAGCUCCUCGAGUCCUGCUUCGCACCAACAGGUUUGGAACACCAUACUUGGCAAUAGGAGCUUCGCUCAUCUUCAUGCCACUUGUAUAUCUUAGUCUGGGAAGCAACUCUUCGGUAGUAUUUGGGUGGUUCGUCAACAUCACAACCAUCGCUGGACUUAUUGGGUGGCUUGUCAUCGAGAUCACUUACCUUCGGUUCUAUUACGCCUUGAAGGUCCAAGGUAUCAGCCGAGAUCGUCUCGCAUACAAGAGCCCCUUGCAACCAUAUCUCGCCUGGGUCACCGGAGGUGCGCUCGCCGUUGUCAUCUUGUUCUCAGGAUACAGCGUCUUCUUCCCAGGUCGAUGGAGCGUAGGCACCUUUCUCACGUAUUACAUCGAUAUUGCCAUCUUCGCCUUUCUGUGGGGUGCUGGCUUUUGCUACGCGAGGUCUGGAAUUAUUGCUCUGCAAGACGUUGACUUGUCAGAGAUCGCUGAUAUUGACCAUGAGAAGGCAGAGAUCUUGAACUCGGCGGAAGGAGACCUCUCGUGGUGGAGGAAGUGGAUCGUCUAG
This is a messenger RNA of Ascochyta rabiei, 1650 nucleotides long. RefSeq lists its product as uncharacterized. Gene Ontology annotation, biological process: amino acid transmembrane transport. The coding region runs from base 1 to 1650 and encodes 549 amino acids. NCBI's taxonomy places the organism in Eukaryota, Fungi, Ascomycota, Dothideomycetes, Pleosporales, Didymellaceae. The transcript has 4 exons. Gene Ontology annotation, cellular component: membrane. The record is from RefSeq and is a predicted model, not a curated record. Gene Ontology annotation, molecular function: amino acid transmembrane transporter activity.